UCAUUUUGCUUCACUCUAAUACACUAAACUAGAAGCUUCUCUCUAAAACUCACAUGCAGUGGAUCGGAAAAAGUUCCACUGCUGUUUUCAUCUCCAAAGCUAAGGCGAAAAUAUUAGAAUUUUUCAUCUAAAAGCUCCCAAGCUAACUUCAUGCUUCUCUCCAAGCGAUUUUUUUCGAAGUAGAGUACUACGGAUCCAAAAGAUUUCAUUUCAAUCUACCAAAAUCAAGUUCUAGUUUGCAUCUUCUCAUGGGUCGCAAUAAGAUUGUGAUGAAGAAAAUUGAGGAUUCAACAUCCCGUAAACAGUUCUAUUCAAAUCGCAAGGAUAGCAUUGUGAAGAAGUCAAAUGAGCUGGCGGUUGUAUGUGGUACAGAUGUGGGGUUGUUGAUGUUUUCUCCAUCUGGUCAGCUGACUACCUAUUCUAGCAAAGAAAGUAUUGAGGACAUCAUGAUCGAAGCUAUGAACAAGUCUGUGAAUCCGCGACCCAUACCAAAUCUAAAUGAACAGCUUUUGAUGCAGAGUCUCAAACAGUCAAAAUCUGAAGGCCAAAUGGUUGGAAAAAUAGCUAUUGCUGAGGCUCAUGAGAAGAAGCUUAAUGAGCUCAAAGAAACACUAAGGGAGGCACAACAGAAAAUAAGGUAUUGCAAUCCGCAAGUGGAGAAUAUCAGCUCAGUCCAAGAAGCUGAAGCAUAUGAGCAGUUCCUUAGGAGUAAUAUGGAACAGAUUCAACAAUCAAAAGCAAAACUCUUAGGUGUCCAAGGAUUAGUCCAUAGAAAUGAAUAUCCUGCGGUCAACACAGAGGAUACGGCUGCUGCAGGAACCAGUAGUGGAUGGAUGUUUUGAGGAAUCAGGCCGGAUCGCGGUGGAGAAGUAGCUGCGGGUGUCCAACAGCUGCAGCAGAAAUAUAAUUAUGUUAUAUUAAGAACUUAGUAGAAUAAAUAACUUGCACCAAUCAAGCAUGCAAAAGUAUGAAUAAUGUUGCAUCUGACUAUUGUGAAUUCAACUUUUAGAAUAUGGCAUCAAAACAUAGGUAUUGUGUUUUGAAAUAGAAAACAGUUUGGUUUUUG
This is a messenger RNA of Solanum lycopersicum (tomato), 1066 nucleotides long. The record is from RefSeq and is a predicted model, not a curated record. NCBI's taxonomy places the organism in Eukaryota, Viridiplantae, Streptophyta, Magnoliopsida, Solanales, Solanaceae.